Naumovozyma castellii is the source of this 996-nucleotide messenger RNA. Its product is annotated as GATA-type transcription factor. The record is from RefSeq and is a predicted model, not a curated record. NCBI's taxonomy places the organism in Eukaryota, Fungi, Ascomycota, Saccharomycetes, Saccharomycetales, Saccharomycetaceae. The transcript has a single exon. The coding region runs from base 1 to 996 and encodes 331 amino acids.
AUGCCUACCGUUCACUUCCCUGCUUAUGCUCUCACCGGUGGUCCCAACAUGAACGGGACAGGUGGUAGUGCUAAACCCGGUGUUGCUAGCGGCGCAUGCCCCAUGAAUACCGCAAACUACUAUGCUGCCCAGACCCAACCAAGAGUGGUGCCCAAGCUGCCCAAUACUCAAACUUAUCUCAAUCCUUCUGCAGAACAAAAUAACUACACUUAUCAAAACACAUUCCCUUAUAGCGACACGUUGAACAAUCGUUACUGCUAUUAUUACGCCGCCAUUCAACCACCAGUGCAAAAUCAUAACCAGUACAUUCCGGCCCCGCCACCACCUUCGAGGUCCAAUGUCUCGUCUUUCCAACCAAGUAACAAUAUUAUUACAGAACCUUCGUCCUUACCGGUUUCACCAAGAACAAGAAAGUUUCCAAGGACCCCGGAAACAUCACCGGUAAAUGGAACCACGGAUUUACAAUACAAAAAUUUACCACCAGAAUCCGCCAAUCAUCCUAUACUUUCACCAAUUUCUUACUCAAAUUUCAAAAACCAUAAUGAUAAUAUUCCAUUGCCCUCCAUUCAUAAUUUAUUUGGACAGGUCCCAAUGAAUUAUACUUCCCCUAAUGAUUGGUCAACUCCGACAUUUGAUACGUCAAGAGUCGCAAUGGCCUCUCACGUUCCUAGCAGCACAUUGGUGAAACUGCCCGGAUUCAAUUCAAUCUUAAAACAUGGUAAAAAGCAUAAUAUUACCAAACCCCCUACAAAGCAAAAGUCAAGAAGUUACAAUCGCCUAGUUAGAUCAUUUAAUUCAGAUGUUACAAUGUGUACACAUUGCAAAGAGAUAGACACUCCAGAAUGGAGACGCGGUCCCGAUGGAUGCAGAACCUUAUGUAAUGCAUGUGGAAUAUUUUACAGGAAACUUUUGGGUAGAUUUUCAAAAGAGGAAGCAAAUUUAAAGAUGCAAACACAAAAAUUAAUCAAUCCACAUGAUCGAAGAAUACGAAACUGA